AUGCCUACCUCUCCAACUUGUCCCAAUGGCCACACCACCCCACUCCUCCCAAAGGAGCCGGAGCCGGAGCCGCCGCAUUCCGCCCCGGCAUUCCGGUGGACGGGGCGUCAGACGCCCUCGGGCUCCUUCGACUCCUCCUUUAGAUCAUCCUCAUUCUCCUUCAAUGAUGAUUUCCCCACAUUUAGCCCUCCUUUAAUCAAAUUCAAAGGCGUCCCAUUUUCUUGGGAGCAAAUUCCGGGAAUCCCUAAACACCAUAGCUCAAAGAAGAAGGACUCCUCCGGCCACCUCCUUCCCCUCCCUCCCGCCGCCGUCAAAAAACAAGAGGAAAUUUCUCCCAAGAAAAGCAAUAGGUUCCAAAGCGAUGAUCCAUUCUUUGCCGCCCUCGUUGAAUGCUCGAAAGACGGUGGCAUCAACGACGACGACGACGAUCGUUGCUUGCAUUCGGGCGCCAUCGGGAAGGGCAGCUCCAAAAUCACUAGGACUUUGAGUGAUCGAUUUGGAUUGAUAAAUAUGUACACUUCUUCUUGCAAGAGAACAUGUGCGGUUUCGGAAUCGAUCGUCAAUCUGCCUAGACAAACCCCACAUUACCUUAUCGACCGUAGAUCGAGUUGA
Messenger RNA from Salvia splendens (bonfire salvia), 612 nucleotides. RefSeq lists its product as uncharacterized. The transcript has a single exon. The coding region runs from base 1 to 612 and encodes 203 amino acids. Lineage: Eukaryota; Viridiplantae; Streptophyta; Magnoliopsida; Lamiales; Lamiaceae. The record is from RefSeq and is a predicted model, not a curated record.